Pantherophis guttatus is the source of this 1165-nucleotide messenger RNA. Lineage: Eukaryota; Metazoa; Chordata; Lepidosauria; Squamata; Colubridae. The record is from RefSeq and is a predicted model, not a curated record.
UAGUUGUCUCAGGUGUUAGAACAGUAUUCAGUGUAUUUGCCAGAAUGCAACUCUACUUAAAUUAAUGUGGAAAAUAAAAAUAUAACUGGAUUCUGGCUUACUGCUUUGCAAGCAAAUGGGAAAAGGACCAAUGAGACCGACCAGAUUAUCAGGUCAUCAGUUUCUUCCAGUUGCGGCACAAGAUCUUCCAUUUGUUUCAGUAUCUGGAUAUUUGGAAAAACGUAGAAAAGAUCACAGUUUCCUUGGUUUUGAAUGGCAAAAACGUUGGUGUGCUUUGAGUAGAACAGUCUUCUACUACUAUGGAAGUGACAAAGACAAACAACAGAAAGGUGAAUUUGCUAUAGAUGGCUACACCGUCAGAAUGAAUAAUACCCUUCGGAAGGACGGAAAGAAAGAUUGCUGUUUUGAAAUCGCUGCUCCUGAUAAACGCAUUUAUCAGUUUACAGCUGCUACUCCCAAAGAAGCUGCAGAAUGGGUAGAGAGCCUGAAAUUUGUAUUACAAGACAUGGGAUCUCUCACUAUUCCAGAAGAGGAAUAUGAUGACAUUGAGGAAAAUUCCAUAUCUCCUUCUCAAUCAGGAGUAGCACCUAUUUUUGAUGACAUUUAUGAAGAGCUUCCAGAAGAAGCAGCAACAGUAGCUGAAAUGCCAGGAAAGAGUGAAGAACCAAAGAAACAAAGUCAGGAAGCUGUAAGCAGUAUUUCAGGCAAUAAAAAAACCGAUUAUGUUAAUUUCUAUCAAGGUUUAUGGGAUUGCGCUGGUGAUGUUCCUGAUGAGCUGUCAUUCAAACGUGGUGAUGUUAUCUACAUUCUCAGUAAGGAGUACAAUAGAUUUGGCUGGUGGGUAGGAGAAAUGAAAGGAACCAUUGGCUUAGUGCCUAAAGCCUACAUAAUGGAGAUGUAUGAUAUUUGAGAGGCAACACCAGUCUGAUUCUGCAAACUGCAAGCCAACUGUGAAGAGGUUACAGAGAUCUACAUGAACUUAAAGACUGGGAAGAUAUAGACAUUUUUACUUUGGUUUUUGCUAUUUGCUUUGACACUCUUUGUUGUGGUAUACAAUUAUUUAGGGUUGUAUUUAUUACUCACUUGGUAAAUGAGCAUAACCUGAUUAUAUGCACUUGAAAUUUAAUGGAAGAAAGCUGCAAUAAAUUUUUGAUGAUCAGCCUAA